CAUACAAGUACUUGGGAGUAUAGCUAGACGGUGCCCUGUCCUUCUCUCAGCACAUAUUAAAGCUGCAGGCUAAAGUUAAAUAUAGUCUUGGUUUCCUCUAUCGUAAUCGCUCCUCUUUCACCCAGCUGCCAAACUAACCCUGAUUCAGAUGACCAUGCUAGAUUUCGGAGACAUCAUUUAUAGAUCAGCAGCUAUGUCCAAUGUUCCUCCACACAAACUCCACCAGCCACACCUGGCCCUUCAGCGCCAUCGCUGAACUAAUAGACAAUGCCUAUGAUCCUGAUGUUAACGCCAAGCAGUUCUGGAUUGAUAAGACCCAGAUCAAAAAGCAAGACUGCCUCAUCUUCAUGGACAAUGGAAGUGGAUUGGACUAUGAAAAGAUGCACAAGAUGCUCAGCUUCGGUUACAGUGAUAAGAGAGUCAUUAAUGGCAAGCACCCGAUUGGUCUCUAUGGUAACGGCUUCAAGUCCGGGUCCAUGCGUCUGGGGAAAGAUGCCAUUGUGUUCUCGAAGUCGCAAGAUGGAGACACCAUGCAAGUAGGCAUGCUCUCCCAGAGCUACCUGGAACAGAUCAAAGCAGACGAGAUCAUUGUGCCCAUCAUCUCCUUCCAAUGUGUCCCACACAGACAGUAUAAGUUCAAUGUGAAUGAGAAGCACAAGGCUAGUCUGCAGGACAUCCUGCACUACUCUAUCUUUAAUACGGAGAACGAGCUGCUCGAAGAGCUCAAAGCCAUCAGCUCCACAGGCUCCUCGGGAACACGCAUUAUCGUCUGGAACCUGCGCAGGACGAUAACACGACCGACAGAAUUUGAUUUCACGACAUUCAGCGACGACAUCAAAAUCCCAUUAGAUGUCCCAUUGGAUGGGUUGGAGAGCACCAGUGAGCAAUACAGAGCAAUACAGUCAGAGCUGCUCACAAAACCAGAGAGUUACUACUCGCUACGUGCAUACUGCAGUAUUCUGUACCUGAAGCCCCGGAUGCAGAUCAUAAUUCGUGGUCAGAAAGUGAAGACUGAGCUCAUCUCCAAGAGCCUGGCUUGCAUUGCUAAGGACCAUUACAAGCCCAACUUUGUGAACAGACGCAUCCCCGUGACCUUUGGGUACAACACCAAGUGCAAGGACCAAUACGGCAUCAUGAUGUACCACAAAAACCGCCUUAUCAAAGCCUAUGAGCGAGUGGGCGUUCAACUCAAGGCCAACAACCAAGGUCUCGGGGUUAUUGGGGUCAUCGAGUGUAACUUUCUGGAGCCCACCCACAACAAGCAGGAUUUUGACAAUACUGACAAAUACAGGAAAACCAUCAACAACUUGGGGGUAAAGCUGGAGGACUACUGGAAAGAGGUACGUUUUAAGAGAAACAAAGAAGAUCCUAGCAGCACCACACCAGUGGAAGACACCAUGAAACGUCCAGACCAGAACUGGGUGCAGUGUGACACCUGCCUGAGCUGGAGGAAGCUGCCAGAUGGAAUUGAUUGCAAACGGCUCCCAAAGGAGUGGUUCUGCCACAUGAACCCUGACCCCCAGUUCAGGAGCUGCACGGUAGAGGAAGAACCUGAAGACUUCGAUGAUGACCAACCUUCAUACCAGAAAACCUACAAGCAACAUGAAAGGAACACCAAAAUGAAGCAGGAUAAGAAGCGACAACAGAAUGAAGAUGAGCAGAAGAAGGCAGAGCAGAUGCAGAUGAAGGCUCUGGCUCAGAAGAACAAGACUCUGAAGCACCAGAGGAUCUCUUGCCUCGCCAAAGCAUCCCCUUCAACCCCUUCUCCGGCCCUGUCAACCCCUCCAGCCCCUUCAACCCCUCCGACCCCGUCAAACCCUCCAGCCCCGUCAACCCCUCCGGCCCCGUCAACCCCUCCGGCCCCGUCAACCCCUCCGGCCCCGUCAACCCCUCCAGCCCCUUCAACCUCUACGGCCGCGUCAACCCCUUCAAAUGUUUGUAGUUCAUAUCAUUGCCACAGGGGACAGAGAUUUUCUGUCAAUAAUCAUCAUUAUUCAUUCAAUAGUGCAUCAAGUGAUAAGCCCCCAUACCCUCUCUACAGAAUGAAGAGAACCCAGGCCAUGACCCCUAAAAGUGAGACAAAAAAACCCAGGUUGAAUGGUUUCCACAACAACACCCCCAUGGAGACUGUAUCACCGGCUGCUGAAACAACCAUGUCAUCCACGUCAGUCAUCAUCCCUGUUGACGAUGACGACGAUAACAUCAUGGAUGACGAUGACAUUAUGAUCUUGGAGAUCAACAGCACCCCUAUUCAGAAGAAGGCAACCUUUGACCUUGCCAUGGUAAAAUCAGAGAGCAGGGCCAUGGAGACACCUUCUGGCACUGGCAAUGUUAAAACUAGCUGCACAGGAACAAGCUCUGUGGAGACGGGAACUGCGGCGACCAGCUACUUCCCUCCACCACCUUCUUCAGAGCAGGUGAGCAUCACCACCCAGACAGAGAUCAGGAGCAAAGUGAAGGAUGAAGAUGAGGAGCACAAGGAGAAAAGGGAGAAGGAGGAAAAAGUUAGGGACAGAACCGAACCAGGCCCUUCCACACCAAACCCACCCUCUGCUGGCCCAUCCACACCAGGCCCAUCCUCUUAUGGUCCAUCCGCCCCAGACCCAUCAGACCAUCCUAUGAUUGACUUCCGUAACCUGUCAGAGGCCCAGGAGCAGCAGGACCAGCUGCUGGAGCUCAUGCAGGCUGCAGCCCACGAGAGGGACCAGUUCAAGGAGCAAGUCAACAAGUUGACCUCCCAGCUCCAUAACCUGGAGGGCAGCAUGCAGGAGCUCUCCCAGGCCACUGUGAAGAGAGAGCACUGCCACCAGGCCUGUCAGACUGGAGAAGGAGGGGAAGAAGGAGAGCAGUCGGAGAGGAUUAAGGUUGAGAUUAUAGAGGAGGAGAGGGGCAACCUCUGGUCUCUUUGUGAGACACUGCAGCAGGACGUGGUGGAGCUGAGGAGGGAGAAACAAGAGUGGGGGAGAGAGAAACAGGAGAGAGAGAAACAGGAGAGAGAGAAACAGCUGAGAGAGAAACAGGAGAGCGAGGGAGCUCAGACAUCAGCUGACCAGGCAGAGAGACUGAGGAAGCUUCGGAGGAGCGUUGGUCGUCUCCUGGUCACGUUUGUCCCAGCGCUGGACCUCGAACAAGUAAACUAUGACUGUUCAGUCAUUGACGAAAUCCUCGACCAGGUUCUUACUGACGUGGAGUCCAUGGGGCCUGUGUAGGUGCCUGUGGGCGGGAUAUGGAUGGACGGGUUGUCAACCAUCUUACUCUGUAAGGUGAGGCAAACUUGGGGAUAGUCACAGAUAAUUCCUGCCUACCUUUUUACACUUUUUUAAAUGGUUUUAUAGGUAUUUUUUUACAAACAAAAAAAGGAAAUUAACACAUAAUACCCCAUAAUGACAAAGUAACAACAGGUUUGUAGAGAUUUUUGCAAAUCUAUUAAAAAUAAAAAACAGAUACCUUAUUUACAUAAGUAUUCAGACCCUUUGCUAUGAGACUCAAAAUUAAGCUCAGGUGCAUCCUGUUAAUGUUGAUCAUCCUUGAGAUUGAUCAUCCUUGAUUAGAGUCCACCUGUAGUAUUUUAAAUUGAUUGGACAUGAUUUGGAAAGGCACACAACUUUGAAGGUCCCCAAGAACACAGUGGCCACCAUCAUUCUUAAAUGGAUGAAGUUUAGAACCACCAAAACUCUUCCUAGAGCUGCCUCCCCGUUCAAACUGAGCAAUCGGGGGAGAAGGGCCUUGGUUAGUGACAUAACCAAGAACCUGAUGGUCACUCUGGCAGAGCUCCAGAGUUCCUCUGUGGAGAUGGGAAAUCCUUCCAGAAGGACAACCAUCUCUGCAGCACUCCACCAAUCAGGCCUUUAUGGUAGAGUGACUGGAUGGAAGCCGCUCCCAAGUAAAAGGCACAUGACAACCCGCUUGGAGUUUGCCAAAAGGCACUCCAAGGACUCUCAGACCAUGGUCUGAUGAAACCAAGAUUGAACUCUUUGGCCGGAAUGACAAACGUCACGUCUGCAGGACACCUGGCACCAUCCCUAUGGUGAAGUAUGGUGGUGGCAGCAACAUGUUGUGGGGAUGUUUUUCAGUGGGCAGGGACUUGGAGACUAGUCAGGAUCGAGGCAAAGAUGAGCGGAACACAGUACAGAGAGAUCCUUGAUGAAAACCUGCUCCAGAGCCCUCAGGAUCUCAGACUGGGGCGAAGGUUCACCUUCCAACAGGAUAAUGACCCUAGACACAAAGCCAAGACAACGCAGGAGUGGCUUCGGGACAAGUCUCUGAAUGUCCUUGAGUGGCCCAGCCAGAGCCCGGACUUGAACACGAUCAAACAUCUCUAAAGAGACCUGAAAAUAGCUGUGCAGCGAUGCUCCACAUUCAACCUGACAGAGUUGGAGAGGCUGUAAUUGCUGUCAACAAAAUACUGAGUAAAGGGUCUGAAUACUUAUGUAAAUGUGAUAUUUCCUUCUUUUUUCAUAUAAAUUUGUACACAUUUCUAAAAACCUGUUUUUGCUUAGUCAUUAUGGGGUAUUGUGUGUAGGUUGAUGUGGGGGGGGGAUAUUUAAUCAAUUAUAGAAUAAGGCUGUAACGUAGAAUAAUGUGGAAAAAGUCAAGGGGUCUGAAUACUUUCCGAAUGCACUGAGUAUACAAAACAUCAAGAACACCUGCUCUUUCCAUUACAUAGACUCUCCAGGCGAAUCUAGGUGUAAGGUAUGAUCCCUUAUUGAUUUCAGUUGUUAAAUCCACUUAGUUUAUUGUAGAUGAAGGGGAGAAGACAGGUGAAAGAAGGAUUUUUAGCCUUGAGACAAUUGAGAUAUAUGUAUGUGUAUGUGUGCCAUUCAGAGAGGGGGGGGGGUGUUCCUAUUAGGAAGGUAUUCCUAAUGUUUUGUAUACUUUUUAAAAACUUUUAAAACUUUUAUUUUGUUCCAUGACCAUGGUGGUGUUGUGGAAAUUCUUGCACAGGGACACUCCAGGUCAAUCUGGUAGCUGGUUGAGAGAAUGCCUUGAGCGUGCAAAGCUGUCAUCAAGGCAAAGGGUGGCUAUUAGAAGAAUCUCAAAUAUAAAAUAUAUUUAGAUUUGUUUAACACUUUUUUGGUUACAAUAUGAUUCCAUAUGUGUUAUUUCAUAGUUUUGAUGUCUUCACUAUUAUUCUACAAUGUAGAAAAUAGUAAAAAUAAAGAAAAACCCUUGAAUGAGUAGGUGUUCUAAAACUUUUGACCGGUAGUGUACAUCAAACUCUACUGAUGAGACAUGUUAUCAUCAUAUAAUCAAAAUGAGUCAUGUUACCCUCAGAGGUGUUAUCCUUGUUACUAAUCGAGACAUCCCCUGAGACAGGAUGUCUCUAAAGAGGUUUCUGACACAUGUUAUCCUCUACUGUAGAUAAUGUUAUAGAUCAGCUCACACAGAACUGGCAAACUCAGCUCACAUGCACUCCAUAUUCACACUUACUAGUCCCCUGACAGCUCUCAUUCACUAAAUACUUAAUAGCUCAAUUUCAAUCCUCUUAUUGUCCAAAUUUCAAUCGGCUUAUUAUCCAGAUGUCAAUCUUAAUACUAAUCAUUUGAAUCUAUUUCUUAUCCACAUUUCUAUCGGCAUGAUAUCAAAUUUCAAACUUAUUAUCCAAAUUUCAGUUUAAUAUGUAAUUUCUCACAAUAGCACAACUUUCACAUUCACCUAGUACUAUUACCCAUGUGCAUCUUCAAUGAUUUUCUUGUCAUUACUUGCUAUACACCUUAUGUAUCGUCAACGGUUCUCUUGCCACUACUUGCUAUACAUAUAACACCCCAUAUUCAAAAAUGCCUUGUGUUAUUUUGUAGUGGCUGCAGACCACAUAGACAUUUCUUCUAAAUGCCUCGAGUCAGCAGUCAGUGGGGCUUUCCAUGGUACCGUUACGCCCUCGUCCUAGUUCUCAUAAGACUAGUAAAUAGCCUCCUCUCUAUAAGACUGGGUACCUUUUUUUUGUGUUACUCUCCCUGAUUUUAUUCUAUAUAAAAAAAAAUUAUACUGAUUUAUUUAAAUUGACUUACCAGUUGCCGUCCCUUAAUUGUUUGUGAAUGAUGUGUCUCCUCCUGGGCAGCUCACAGCCAAAUUCAAAUUAAAUUACUAAAAAUAUUUAUGAAAUCACAAGUGCAAUAUAGCAAAACACAGCUUAGCUUGUUGUUAAUCCACCUGGCGUGUCAGAUUUCAAUAAAGCUUUUCGGCGAAAGCAUACCAAGCAUUUAUGUAAGAACAUCUCUCAGUAGACAAAAUAUUACAAACAGCUAGCAGCCAAGUAGAUUGGUCACGAAAGUCAGAAGAGCAAUAAAUGAAAUCACUUACCUUGAAUGAUCUUCAGAUGUUUGCACUCACGAGAAUCCCAGUUACACAAUAAUUGUUCCUUUGUUCCAUAAAGAUUAUUUUUAUAUCCAAAAUACCUCCAUUUGUUUGGCGCGUUAUGUUCAGAAAUCCAUAGGCUUGAGGGGUCCCGACAUCGCAGAUGAAAAUACCAAAUAGUAUCCGUAAAGUGCGUAGAAAGAUGUCAAAUGUUUUUUAUAAUCAGUCCUCAGGUUGUUUUUACAAUAUAUAAUCGAUAAUAUGUAAACCAGAAUGUAGCUUCUUCCAUAGGAGAAAGAGAGAAAAUGGCUGUUGCACAUGAAAAACUCUGCUGGCACCCAGCCAUCCACUGACGUGAUGGGUUCUUUCUCGCUCAUUUUUCAAAAUAAAAGCCUGAAACUAUGUCUAAAGACUGUUCACACCUUGAGGAAGCCAUAGGAAAGGGAUGCUGGUUGAUAUCCCUUUAAAUGGAGGCAAGGCAUCCAAUGGAACAGAGAGCUUUCAGGAAAAACAGCACUUCCUUGUUGGAUUUUCCUCAGGUUUUCGCCUGCAAUAUCAGUUCUGUUAUACUCACAGACAAUAUUUAGACAGUUUUGGAAACUUUAGAGUGUUUUCUAUCCUAAUCUGACAAUUAUAUGCAUAUUCUAGUUUCUGGGCCUGAGAAAUAGGCAGUUUCAAAUGGGUGUUUUUUUAGCCAAAAAUUAAAAUAUAACUCAAUAAGUUAUGGGUGGAAUGUUAUUAUAAGUGUAAUAUUGGGAUGCAAACUCAAAAUAAAAUACAUUUAAACUCUGA
Messenger RNA from Oncorhynchus keta (chum salmon), 7086 nucleotides. Its product is annotated as MORC family CW-type zinc finger protein 3-like. The transcript has 17 exons. Bases 201 to 3209 code for a protein of 1002 amino acids. Gene Ontology annotation, cellular component: nucleus; PML body. Gene Ontology annotation, molecular function: ATP hydrolysis activity; zinc ion binding. The record is from RefSeq and is a predicted model, not a curated record. Lineage: Eukaryota; Metazoa; Chordata; Actinopteri; Salmoniformes; Salmonidae.